This is a messenger RNA of Phytomonas sp. EM1, 324 nucleotides long. Lineage: Eukaryota; Euglenozoa; Kinetoplastea; Trypanosomatida; Trypanosomatidae. The record is from the annotation of a GenBank genome assembly.
AUGAAAAAAGGAUACAAUAACUUUAGCAGAUUAUUUCAUCAAGAGCAUGCCCAUAUCAAACCUAAAUGUAUUGUAAAAAAAAAAACGUACCCUUUGCUCUCCUUUGAAGCUACUCCUAUGGAACACAUUGAAACGGUGGUAGCCCUCCUUAGCUUCUGCUCGAUAUUUAUUCCGAUCACCUAUAUACUGUACUUUCAAACCCACCACAAUACAGGAGGCAUAUUUAGUUUCAAAGAAAAAACACCAUUAAAUGUUUGUACUCGUCGUAUUCUUUUCGCUUGCAUCUUCAAUGCUUAUUCUUUCCACAACUUUUUAAAUGGUUGA